Dufourea novaeangliae is the source of this 1089-nucleotide messenger RNA. Its product is annotated as DNA-3-methyladenine glycosylase-like. Lineage: Eukaryota; Metazoa; Arthropoda; Insecta; Hymenoptera; Halictidae. Gene Ontology annotation, molecular function: DNA binding; alkylbase DNA N-glycosylase activity. The record is from RefSeq and is a predicted model, not a curated record. Gene Ontology annotation, biological process: base-excision repair. The coding region runs from base 1 to 1089 and encodes 362 amino acids. The transcript is spliced from 5 exons.
AUGAAGAGAACGCGAGCUAGUUCGCAGGUAACGUCUACCAAAGAAGAAAUCAGAGACGAUUCCUCUAAAAAUGAAACCCAAAAGAAGUCAGAGGACAAUGAGUAUGAUUUAAUGGUAGAUACUAAAAACCUACAAAAUCAGAUAUUAAAUAAUGUAUCAGAAAGUGCAAGUAAAUCUGUUGGUAUUAUGAAGUCGUCUAAUGAAGUACUUUUAGAAGAUGUUACAAGCUCUGAACCCAAACAGAAAAGUAAACUUAAUUUGAGAAGCCUAAGAGACAGAAACAAAAAAAAUAGCGAGGAAUUGAAAUCAAAUCCAAUUCUCCCAAAAAAUAAGUCUAGAGCUGUAGUAGAUCUUAAAAUGAUGACGGAAGAAUUAAAACAGCUAGAAGAUCCUCCAUCAACUGAUUGGGAAAAGGAAAUAAGUUCUAACAGGCUACCGUUUUCAUUUUUUGAUUGUCCCUGUGAAGAAUUAGCUCAAAGUUUAUUAGGCAAAAUACUAGUUCGUUGUCUAGAAAAUGGAACUAUUCUGAAAGGUAGGAUUGUUGAAACAGAAGGUUAUUUGGGUGUGAUUGACAAAGCCUCACACACAUAUAAAAAUAAAAUUACUCCCCGAAAUAUACCAAUGUAUAUGCUACCAGGUACUAUCUACGUAUACAUGACAUACGGCAUGUACCAUUGUCUCAAUGUUUCUAGUCAAGGUAAGGGGUGUGCUGUUUUGAUAAGAGCCAUUGAACCCUUUGAAGGCAUUGAAUGCAUGGCUAGUCAACGAACAUCAAAGGGAACAUCGAGUGCACCUAAAAAGUCUUUGAGAAAUUUAAAAACACAUGAAUUAUGCAAUGGUCCAUCAAAGCUGUGUAUGGCUUUUCAACUUCAUAAAAAACAUAGUAAAUACUCGAUGUGUGCUUGGAGAGGUCUGUGGAUUGAAAGUGAUAACAUGAAUGAGGAAAUCAAAAUAGUAACAUGCCCUAGAAUAGGUAUAGAUGGCUACGGAGAAGAAUGGUCAAACAAACCAUUACGAUAUUACAUACACGGUAACAAAGCCGUGAGUAAACGAAAUAAGGGAGCUGAAUUAUCAUUAGGCCUAAACUAA